UACUUUACUGCUCAUGCUCUUUUUCUCUUCCCUUCUCUCAUUCCUCAUCUCAAUUCUCAAUACUUCUUCUUCUUCUUCUUCUUCUUUCACACCCUACCCCGCCACAACAACAAAAUUGUUUGAUUUUACUAACAACAACCUCUUUCAUUCUUACAGCUCCGUACCUAGAAGACGGAAAGAGCAUGUCCUACGAGGCAGUCGGGUUCAAUUACAUGGCGGAGGACCAGGAAAUGGAAGAUUUCGACAAUGAAUUUGAAGACGAAAACUAUGGUAGAGAUGGUGGAGAAUUGGGUCUUGAUGAAUAUGACAUGCUUACCAGGGUGACUGAUACUUCAGCUGCCCAAGCCAGGAAGGGAAAGGAUAUCCAAGGUAUUCCAUGGGAUAGACUGAGCAUAACGAGGGAGAAAUACAGAAUGACGAGACUCGAACAGUACAGGAACUAUGAGAAUGUCCCCUCAUCUGGGGAAUCCAUGGAUAAGGAGUGCAAGCCAAUGCAGAAGGGUGGGAAUUACUUUGAAUUUUUCCACAACACAAGAUUAGUUAAGCCUACGAUCCUUCAUUUUCAGCUAAGGAACCUGAUUUGGGCCACUUCAAAACAUGACGUCUAUCUUCUAUCAAACUAUUCAGUUAUGCACUGGUCAUCAUUAACUGGCAAUUUGACAGAGAUCCUCAAUUUUUCAGGACAUAUAGCACCUAAUGAGAAACACCCAGGAAGUUUAUUGGAAGGUUUUUUGCAGACUCAAAUUAGCACACUGGCAGUCAAGGAGAAUUUCUUGGUUGCAGGUGGAUUCCAAGGAGAGCUUACUUGUAAGCGAUUGGAUAAACAAGGAGUUAGUUUCUGUACCCGGACCACGUAUGAUGAUAAUGCCAUCACAAAUGCUAUUGAAAUAUAUGAUAGCUUGAGGGGUGGUAUUCAUUUCAUGGCAUCCAAUAAUGAUUGUGGUAUAAGAGAAUAUGACAUGGAGAAAUUUCAGCUUAUGAAUCACUUCCGUUUCCCUUGGCCAGUUAAUCAUACAUCAAUGAGUCCAGACCAUAGGAUUAUCACUGUUGUUGGAGAUCACACAGAUGGCUUGCUUGUUGAUUCACAAAGUGGAAAGACUGUUGCUACAGUGGCUGGUCAUCUAGAUUACUCUUUUGCUUCUGCAUGGCACCCUGAUGGACGCAGCUUUGCCACUGGGAAUCAGGAUAAGACUUGUCGAGUAUGGGACAUAAGAAAACUAUCAUCACCAAUUGCAAUUCUCAAGGGUAACUUGGGUGCUGCCCGAUCAAUUCGCUUCUCAUCAGAUGGUCAGUUCAUGGUGGUGGCUGAACCUGCAGAUUUUGUUCAUGUGUAUAGUACAAAGUCAGAUUACCAAAAGCGCCAAGAGAUUGAUUUCUUCGGAGAGAUCUCUGGGGUAUCCUUGAGCCCAGAUGAUGAAUCCAUGUAUAUAGGAAUCUGGGAUCGAACUUAUGCAAGUUUGCUACAGUAUAACAAAAAGCAUACAUACGGUUAUCUUGAUUCCUUCUUGUAAGUUGUGUUCAACCGCAGAAUUAUUGGGAGGAGGAAAACGCUAAAGAUACUGAAGAUUUUACCCUACUUCAGAAAUUUCUCUUUGUUUGAUCUUAGUUCAGUCUGAGCAAUCAAAAUGGACUGGACAAUAAGCUAUAUUUCUGAUUAGAACUUUAUUCAGCAUAUGUAUAGUGAUACUUCUUCCUUUACAUGAAAGCUGUUUCUUUUCUCCUUCCUA
This is a messenger RNA of Quercus lobata, 1727 nucleotides long. RefSeq lists its product as uncharacterized. Gene Ontology annotation, molecular function: protein binding. Bases 183 to 1511 code for a protein of 442 amino acids. The record is from RefSeq and is a predicted model, not a curated record. The transcript is spliced from 10 exons. NCBI's taxonomy places the organism in Eukaryota, Viridiplantae, Streptophyta, Magnoliopsida, Fagales, Fagaceae.